GGGGUAGUGUUUUGGGGGGUCUCAAAAUGGAAAAAUAGAAAAAUAGACCUAGGUGAAGAUAUAGAUAAAUAGAUGGUAGGGAACUGAAAUAGAAAGAAGAAAAAGAGAAACAUGAAAAAGGUCUCUGAAUCUAAUCCACUUCUCCUCAUCCUCCUUAUAGCUCUCUAACCAACUUCCAUACUCAUAAACCAUUAUAUCAUCCACUCUUCACCAUAACCAAUACUCAAAAUCCCAAAUUUCUCACAAGCUUCAAAAUCAAAACCCACUUGAUAUCACACAAAACUGAAGUAAAAAUGGUUAAUGGGUGGAGAAAAGCAUUUUGCACAUCCAUUCCUAGAGACAGAGAACCAAAAAUUACAACCGAGAAAAAACAGCAACAUUGUGAUAACUCUUCAACCAAUCCAAGUCCUAGAAUCAGCUCAAGGUUUGGUUUUUUUUCAAAUCCAUCAACACCGAGGUGUCAAUCUCAACCUUCAUCAACAGGUUCAUCCACUCUUCGUUGCAGAACCUCAGUAGCAACUUCUUGUUCUGUUCCCAAUAGCCCAAAACUCCAAUGCAGUACUAACCCCAAAACUCCUAAAUCAUUCACCCUCUCCAAUCCCUCUUCACCAAAAUCACCUUCAAGCUUCUCAUUUCUCAAAGCUACUUUGCGCUUAUCCAAAAAUCGAUGUGGAAUAUGUAUGCAGAGUGUGAAAAGUGGUCAAGGAACUGCAAUUUACACAGCUGAAUGCUCUCAUGCUUUUCAUUUUCCUUGCAUAUCUUCGCACGUGACGAAGCAACCAUUGCACGUGUGUCCUGUAUGUGGUACAAACUGGAAGGAACUACCGGUGCUUGCAAUUCACAACGAGAAGAAAAUUUCAGACGGAAACACAGACGCGAGGAAUUUCAAAGUCUACAAUGAUGAUGAACCUCUUAUGUCUCCAACUUCACUCUCUAGCUUCAAUCCGAUUCCUGAAUCAGAAAACGAAACUGAAGAUGAGGAUGAUGAAAAGAUAGAGUUUCAAGGCUUUAAUGUUAAUCCUGUUACUACUGUUUCGUCUUCGCCGGUGUUAAAGAGGAAUCUCGAGGUUUGUUUGAUGCCGGAAACUGCUGUUGUUGCUGCUAAUAGGAAUUAUGAGACUUAUGCUGUGGUUUUGAAGAUGAGACCUUCGAAUAUGAUGCCGGUUUCUUAUAAGGCUGCGCGUCGUGCUCCGGUUGAUAUCGUUACCGUUCUCGACGUUGGUGGAGCUAUGUCAGGAGAGAAGCUUCGUUUGCUUAAGAACGCCAUGAGAUUUGUGAUCUCAUCCCUGAGUCCUACCGAUCGUCUCUCAAUUGUCGCAUUCUCCGGCGGAUCCAAGAGACUGUUACCGCUCAAGAGAAUGACCGGCGGUGGUCAAAGAUCCGCGCGUCGUAUCGUGGAAGCACUCGCCGCGAUUGAUCAAACCAGAGAAGGCGUUCCGGCGAAGAAUGAUGCAUUGAAGAAAGCAGCAAAAGUCCUCGAGGAUCGCCGCGAGAAAAACUCCGUCGCCUGCAUAAUUGUUCUCUCCGACAUCAUCGACUCACGCGCCUUCAACGCUUCGUUUCAAAAUCCCACUCUAGUUUCCUCCACGCGCCUUUCAAAUCUUGACAUUCCAAUCCACCUUGUGCGCUUUCCAAAAGAAGGCGAGUGUACUAACGCGCUCCCCGAUGAAACGCUUGCGAAAUGUGUAACACGUUUGUUAAGCGUGGUGGCUCAGGACGUUAGAAUUCAGUUAAAGAUUGUUUCACGCUCUCGUCCCGUUGAGAUUGCUGCAGUUUACUCACUCGCGGGUCGACCCACUCCACUCGGAUCGGGUAUACUCAAAAUCGGUGAUUUGUACGCUGAAGAAGAAAGAGAAUUAUUAUUGGAACUGAAAGUGCCAGCUGUAUCAGCUGGGUCCCACCAUGUUUUAACCGUACUAUCCUCUUACCGUGACCCCCUCACUCGUGAGAUUCUGAAUCCCGUUGAGCAUGCAAUGUUAAUACCUCGUCCCCACACCGUACGAUCCUCGUGUGAAAAGAUCGAAAGGCUGAGAAACAUCCACGUCACUGUACGAGCCGUAGCCGAGUCAUGUCGUCUCGCUGAUCACAGUGAUCUCUCCGGAGCUCACCACUUGCUUUCUUCGGCUCGAGCUCUUCUCUUGCAGUCAAGUAAGCCUGUUGAGGAGUAUAUGCGUUGGAUUGAAGCCGAGCAAGCCGAUCUUCAGAAGCGCAGACAGCAGAGCCAAAGUCAAACACAGAGAAACACUCGCUCUGAAGACAAAUUGGAGCCGCUUACGCCGACUUCGGCUUGGAGAGCCGCUGAAAGAUUAGCUAAAGUUGCUAUCAUGAGAAAGUCUAUGAAUAGAGUCAGUGAUUUACAUGGCUUUGAGAAUGCAAGAUUUUAGAUUUAAAAAAUAAACACUAAUUGUAAUAUUAUUUUUAAUUUUUAUAUUAUUGUGCAUAGGGUAAAAUUAUUAUUAUUAAUAGAAAAUUAUAUUUUAUUGUAAAUGAACCGACUCAAUCUUCUGCUAUAAUAGCAACAAAAGGUAGCAGACGUUAUUACCCUUUUCUGUGACUAUGGCAGAAUGAACCCACAUGAAGUUGAUUGAGCUAUGAGGCUUUGUUUU
Molecule: messenger RNA, 2606 nt
Organism: Lathyrus oleraceus (garden pea)
Lineage: Eukaryota; Viridiplantae; Streptophyta; Magnoliopsida; Fabales; Fabaceae
Product: probable E3 ubiquitin-protein ligase EDA40
Exons: 2
Coding region: 294-2384 (696 amino acids)
Source: RefSeq, a predicted model, not a curated record